Wyeomyia smithii (pitcher-plant mosquito) is the source of this 2265-nucleotide messenger RNA. It is a transcript of the gene Pngl, whose product is annotated as peptide-N(4)-(N-acetyl-beta-glucosaminyl)asparagine amidase. NCBI's taxonomy places the organism in Eukaryota, Metazoa, Arthropoda, Insecta, Diptera, Culicidae. Bases 189 to 2078 code for a protein of 629 amino acids. The transcript is spliced from 3 exons. Gene Ontology annotation, molecular function: peptide-N4-(N-acetyl-beta-glucosaminyl)asparagine amidase activity. The record is from RefSeq and is a predicted model, not a curated record. Gene Ontology annotation, biological process: protein deglycosylation; glycoprotein catabolic process; protein quality control for misfolded or incompletely synthesized proteins. Gene Ontology annotation, cellular component: cytosol; cytoplasm; nucleus.
CAGAAAGUUCCAGCUGACAGUAUUCGAGUAAACCUUGAUUACACAAAUGUUUUGUUUUGCACUCUAGCUGCUUAGUCAUUUUCGGGUCGUCAUCAUAUUUGCUAGCCAGUAAUUACUAUCGGUAAUAUCUAUAGUGCUGUUAUUUUUUCAAACUCUGUAAUCUACCUGAUCGUGAGAUUUUCGAAGCAAUGAGCCCGCUCAAGGAAUCACUGGUUCUUACCCUGGAGCGCACCAACAGCAAAGAAAGUUACCUAAAUGGGACAGAAACGUUGCUCCGGCUGUUAGACAACAUUAUUCGCGAACCUCAGAAUGCAAAGUUUCGCACGGUGCGGUUGGAAAAUCGAACCAUCAAGGACAAGCUGCUGGCGGUAGACGGGAUGCGGGAGCUGAUGGCCGAAAUUGGUUACGUGGAGUCCGAUGGAACACUCACUCUGCCAGCAACGGUAGUCGUGGCCAAGCUGCGCAAGUAUCGCGAUUACAUCAACGAACGAAAAGAACUGAUAAAAAACCCUCCUUCAUGUUCAACAUCUGUCGAGAAGAAAAAAGAAACAACCGAGGAGAAGAAAUCAGUUUUAUCGUUGCCCAUUAUAAAAGCAAGCUGUUCGUUUCAGCAAAGGAUUUCCUUUCCAAAGGUUGUUACGUCGAGAAAUCAAUUACUCCAGCAGCUUGAGCUUCUGUCCGAUCAAGUUAUGCAGUACGAGGAUGCGGAGUUGUUACGAAGUGGUAAAGAGUUGAUUCCUUUGGAGGCACUUCGAUUGAGGGCUAAGGAAAAGCUACGCAGAAUACAAAAGAUGAUAAAAGCUGGAACGUUUGAAAGCAACGAGGAACCGUGGAUGGUUGAUUUGAUCCUGGAGGAAUUAGUGAGUUGGUUCAAGGCGGAUUUUUUCCGAUGGAUUGAUGCUUUACCAUGCUCUAUCUGUGGCAAUCAAAAGACCCAGCAGGUUGACAGCUUCGUGGAUGAUGGCGUUCGAGUGGAGGUCUACAAAUGCUGCAACCAGCUCCGGAGGUUUUAUAGGUAUAACGAUGUUGAGAAGUUGCUUCACACAAGGUGUGGUCGCUGCGGAGAGUGGGCCAACUGUUUUACAUUCCUUUGCCGAGCUUUGGGCUACGAAGCUCGGUUUGUGUUUUCUACCGGGGACCACGUGUGGACCGAAGUUUACUCGGCUCGCAAGCAAUGUUGGAUUCACGUUGAUCCGUGCGAAAAUGUGAUUGAUUCUCCGCUCAUGUAUGAGCACGGUUGGAAGAAAGAAAUAGCGUAUGUUUUUGCGUUUUCUCGAGAGGACAUACAGGAUGUGACCUGGCGCUACUCGAACGACCAUACUAAAGUGCUGACGAGAAGAAAAAGUUGCCCGGAGAGGGAAUUGUUGGAUACGAUUAUAAAACUAAGGACGAAACGAAGGGAGAAAGUGUCUGUUCAUAGGUUGAAAUAUUUGCGCAGAAGAACGUUAGAGGAGUGUCUGCAGCUGUUGGGUACAAGGUCACCGACGGAAGCGGAGCGAGAGGGACGGAGCUCUGGCAGCUUAGAAUGGAGGCUUGAACGGGGCGAGCAAAAACUGAACGUUUUUUAUAUUUUCAUACCAAAUGAACCAGAGAUUGAAGCGAAACAAUUUAACUUGCGAUAUUCCUGUGCGAAGGAUACCUACGAAAGGUUUCUGAGGGAUUCCACCGGGUCGGUAUCGAUCGUGGACAGUUCCAAAGGUUGGCAGAGUAGGCAGUACACUAGUGAAAACAUCUUUCGCAAGGAGGAGCACGACUGGAAGAUGGUUUAUCUGGCAAGAACGGAGGGUACAGACGAAGCUACGAUAAGGUGGAAGUUUGAUUUUUCUGUUCAGGGAUUGACAAUUAAGGAUAUUCAAAUUACGUUUGCAACGCAAACUUACGCUGGAGCCACUGUGCAGAUAGCAUAUCUAAAAGAAGAUGGAACGUUGCUGCCAUCGAUUCGCAGUCUCGUGGGUUUAGGUAAGUUUACGAUUCAAGUAAAACUGAGCGGCGGAAACAUGUGGCAACACUCGCAAAUAUUUCGUCAGGAAAAAUAUGCCAUAAACUGGCCGUUGGAGUUGAAUGUGCAAUUCUUUUGAGAUCGUGCUUUACUGCGCAAAUAUUCUAUAUUGCCGCACAAUUUAACGAUUUGUGCAAUAGAUCACUAAAUUUUUUUAUGGUGAAUAUUAGGUAGUGUUUCAAGUUUUACUUCUAUCUAACUUCGCUGUUAUCUAGUCAGCUCAAAUCAAAAUCAUUAGAUAUGCAGUAUGUAAUACUGUCAAGAUA